Saccostrea cuccullata (small rock oyster) is the source of this 550-nucleotide messenger RNA. Its product is annotated as perlucin-like. NCBI's taxonomy places the organism in Eukaryota, Metazoa, Mollusca, Bivalvia, Ostreida, Ostreidae. Gene Ontology annotation, molecular function: signaling receptor activity. The record is from RefSeq and is a predicted model, not a curated record. The transcript is spliced from 5 exons. Bases 39 to 527 code for a protein of 162 amino acids.
GACACGAAAAGUGGAAUAGCUCGAGAUAAGAAAACAAAAUGGAGAUGAUUUUGAUAUUGUUGGUUUGUCUUUGCCAAGCCUUUGCCUUGUGUCCUAAUGGAUUUAUCCGACACGAUGAUUCCUGCUACCACAUUCUCAGAAUCAAGUCUACGUGGGCUGAGGGCAGGAUGUAUUGCCAUGCUUAUGGAACCAAAUUGGUCAGCAUCGAAACCCAGGAAGAAAACGCAUUUCUUGUACAUUAUCUGAAAAGUGUCCAUGGACAGUUCCAUUCGCCGAGAUUUUGGAUAGGAGCCACGGACAUUGCAGAAACUGGUACCUUUGUAUGGGAAGGGACUCAGGUGCGCCUGGACGCAAUGUUCACCAAUUAUCGUGGCGGAUCUCCAGAUAACGGGGGCGACGAUUCUGAUGAGCACUGUAUGGAAAUGUCUGAUCAGUACAACUAUGAGUGGAAUGACAACCAGUGUGACAGUAAAUUUUAUCCCAUCUGCGAGAAAAGUGCAAAAGAGACAGCCAUGAUAAUUGGAUAAUAAAGUUUGCUUUAAAAGUUGAA